UAGCACCGCCCCUAACACAAAUGCAGGAGCGCGACACGUGAUUAUUAUACCAAAAUCCAGUAUGGCGGAAUCUGUCAGUGAGUGAAUUCUACGCUGGCGCACUCUCCAACGGGAAUUAACAUAUCUUGCAUUUUUCAGCUAGGAGUAACCGCCUUACAAAGCAGGUUGUGAAUACAAUAAUAAAUCAAUAAAAGCAGCCUUCAGACUUGUCGUACUUGGAUUGGAUUAUCCGUACCUGGAGGACGGGUGUGUUGGUGAACAAAGGCCACCCCCCUGGAGUUUACGCAGUGGAUGGUUUCUCCCUUGUAUGUAUCCGAGGAGCAGUGUGGCUCGAAGAGCUUGGCUAUUCUGUUGGGUUUUCUCUCCCCCCUGGAAAGACCGACCUCCAAGUGGAGUCUCCAGGACACCCUUCAAUGAUGAGCUCCCAAAGCCAUUCCCCAGAUGGACUUGCCAGCAGUGAGUACCCUUUGGAGCUUCUGAAGCCAUCUCAAAGCAACCACAUCCAGUCUUCUGUUGAUGUGAGCACAGCACUGCCCCUGCAAGUCCCCCAAGCUGCAAUCCCCAUGGACCUCCGGGUUGAUCACCAGUUCUCCCCGCCCUCUGCGGACCCUAACCUGCGGGAGAAACAGCUGCAGCAGGAGCUCCUGGCUCUGAAGCAGAAGCAGCAGAUCCAGAGGCAGGUUCUCAUCGCUGAGUUCCAGCGGCAGCACGAGCAGCUCUCCCGCCAACACGAGGCCCAGCUACAGGAGCACGUCAAGCAUCAGCAGGAGAUGCUGGCUCUGAAGCACCAACAGGAGCUGAUGGAACACCAACGCAAGCUAGAGAAGCACCGCCAGGAGCAAGAGAUGGAGAAGCACCAGAGAGAACAGAAACUGCAGCUUCUCAAGAACAAGGAGCGCGGCCAAGAGAGUGCAGUGGCCAGCACAGAGGUGAAGAUGAAACUCCAAGAGUUUGUUUUGAAUAAGAAGAAGGCUUUAGCUCAGAGAAACCUGAACCACUGCAUGCCGAAUGACCCUCGCUUCUGGUAUGGGAAAACCCAGCACAGUUCUUUGGAUCAGAGCUCCCCACCCCAGACUGGGAUGUCUGCCACUUUCAAUCAGCCGCUUUUGGGGAUGUACGAUCCCAAAGAUGACUUCCCUCUCCGAAAAACAGCGUCUGAACCUAACCUGAAGCUGCGUUCUCGACUAAAACAGAAGGUAACAGAAAGAAGGAGCAGCCCUUUGUUACGGAGGAAAGACUGCCCUGUCACAGCUGCAAAAAAACGGUCAAUUGAUGUUGCAGAAUCAGCAUGCAACAGUGCCCCUGGAUCUGGACCAAGUUCUCCAAAUAACAGCUCAAACAACAUCACUACAGAGAACGGGAUCGCAGGAUCUGUUAGCAACAGCCUAGCCGAGCCCACCUUGGCUCACAGGCUGGUGAAUCGGGAAGGAUCAAUGACACAGUUGUCUCUGUACACGUCGCCUUCUCUACCCAACAUCACAUUAGGAUUGCCAGCCACUGGGCCGUCCAGUACUGCCUCAGGACAGCAGGAAGGUGACCGCCUGGCCAUGCCUGCACUCCAGCAGGGGCUCCCCAGAACCACUCCCUUCAUCCCCGGUGCCCACCUGUCCUCCUACCUGGGUGCCGCUGCACUAGAGAGGGACGGGGGGAAUGCACAUAAACCUCUCCUACAGCACAUAGUCCUACUGGAGCAGUCCACUGCACAAAACCCCCUGUUGACAGACUGGUAUGUUUCAGGCCUCGGGGCCUUGCCCCUCCACGCACAGUCCCUGGUGGGUGGCGGUGAACGGGUCUCCCCCACCAUACACAAGCUGAGGCAGCACCGCCCGCUAGGCCGCACACAGUCCGCCCCCUUGCCCCAGAAUGCUCAGGCCCUGCAGCAGCUCGUCAUCCAACAUCAGCACCAGCAGUUCCUGGAGAAACACAAGCAGCAGUUCCAGCAGCAGCAGCUGCAUCUCAACAAGAUGAUCCCGAAGCCGAGCGAGCCAAGCCGGCAGCACGAGAGCCACCCCGAGGAGACAGAGGAGGAGCUGCGGGAACACCAGGCCCUGUCGGACGAGCCCUUCCGAGACCGAGCCCCCAAGGAGGGGCAGCCCCGCCUUGUCCAGGUCAAGCAGGAGCCUCUGGAGAGCGAAGAGGACGACGCCCAGCAGCAGCAGCAGCAGCAACAACAUGAGGAGCUGCAGCACAGGCAGAGGCAGGCCGAGCAGGAGGGGCUGUUCAGUCAGCAAGCCUUGUUACUGGAACAGCAACGCAUCCACCAGCUGAGGAACUACCAGGCGUCGAUGGAGGCGGCCGGGAUCCCCAUGAGAUUCGCGGGGCACCGGCCCCUCUCCAGAGCCCAGUCCUCCCCUGCCUCAGCUACCUUCCCCAUCUCCGUGCAGGAGCCGCCCACCAAGCCUCGAUUCACCACCGGUCUGGUGUACGACACACUGAUGCUGAAACACCAGUGCAUGUGUGGCAACAGCAACACACACCCAGAGCACGCUGGGAGGAUCCAGAGCAUAUGGUCUCGGCUUCAGGAGACUGGCCUUCGAAACCAGUGCGAGUGUAUUCGUGGAAGGAAGGCGACGCUGGAGGAGCUGCAGACAGUUCACUCGGAGCCCCACGUCCUGCUCUAUGGCACAAACCCGCUCAAUAGGCAAAAAUUAGACAGUUCUUUGACCCCCAUGUUCGUGAGGCUCCCCUGCGGCGGAGUUGGAGUAGACAGUGACACGAUUUGGAACGAGGUGCACUCAUCCAGCGCUGCAAGGUUAGCUGUGGGCUCUGUGGUCGAGCUGGUCUUCAAAGUAGCCUCUGGAGAGCUAAAGAAUGGCUUUGCUGUGGUCCGGCCCCCUGGACACCAUGCUGAGGAGAGCACCCCCAUGGGGUUCUGCUACUUCAAUUCUGUGGCAAUUGCUGCCAAGCUUUUGCAACAGAGACUCAAUGUUAGCAAGAUCUUAAUAGUCGACUGGGAUGUUCACCAUGGCAACGGCACCCAGCAAGCCUUCUACGACGACCCCAACGUGCUCUACCUUUCACUCCAUCGCUACGACGAUGGUAACUUUUUCCCAGGCAGUGGUGCUCCCGACGAGGUUGGCAGCGGCCCUGGGGCUGGAUUUAAUGUUAACAUUGCAUUCACUGGUGGUGUGGACCCUCCAAUGAGCGACGCAGAAUACCUUGCGGCUUUCAGAACUGUGGUAAUGCCCAUUGCGAACGAGUUUGCUCCCGACGUGGUGCUGGUUUCUUCAGGAUUCGAUGCAGUUGAGGGACACCCAUCUCCACUCGGAGGAUACAACGUCACUGCAAAGUGUUUUGGCUACCUGACGAAGCAGCUGAUGGGAUUGGCUGGGGGCCGCGUGGUGCUGGCUUUGGAAGGGGGUCACGACCUCACCGCCAUUUGUGAUGCAUCUGAAGCAUGUGUUUCUGCUUUACUAGGAAACGAGCUCAGUCCCAUUCCACAAGAGGUGUUGCAGCAAAGGCCAAACCCAAAUGCUGUACAAUCCAUGGAAAAGGUCAUUGAGAUACAGGGUAAAUACUGGCACUCUCUCCAGCGCCAUGCCUCCACUGUGGACUACUCUCUCAUUGAAGCUCAGAAGCUUGAGACAGAAGAAACAGAGACAGUCACAGCCAUGGCCUCCCUGUCGGUGGGAGUCAAAAGCAUGGAGAAAAGGUUUGAAGAUGAGCCAAUGGAGGAGGAGCCAUCCCUGUAACAGCAGACAGAGCCACUCCUUAAGUUCCUGAUCCAGAGUCUCUUGCGUCUCUUGCUAGAAAGUCAAUUUUAUUUUUUCCCCUCGUUAUGCCAACAUCCUCUUACGGGGUUUCAUCCGGGAUCCGGCAAAAAACGAGUGUGGGAGCUGUGAACAGAUGGAAGAAAACAAUAUAUUAUUCUAGAAAGCAACAUGUUGAUUCUGUAGUACGUUCUGAAAUAAAGGGGCAGCCAGCCGCCACAUUGGGCAGAGUAUAUGGACAGUUUAAAAUAAAAAAACAGAAACAAGAGAUAUAUAUGUAGAUGUGAAAGCUGGAGCUUAUAACUUUACCUUUGGUUCAACGUUCAAGGCAGAAUGACUGUUACUGCUUGUGGUUUUCUUUUUUUGGAUCUUAUUCAGAGACAUUUGUUAUCUCUUACAAAUAAACUAAAAGACAUUGCCGUGAUUGUUUGAAAAUUAAAACACUUUCCAAGAAAGAGGAUACAGCUGAGGGACUGGGCUUCAGGCUCCAAUUUUAAAGCGUUGUGCCUUUUUUUGACCUGAUGGAUUUCAUGAUAAAUUCAGAAGAACAAUGCCUUAAACAAGUGACGUAACAGAAUGAUUCUUCAUCUUUCUUUCUUUUUCACACACACACGAUCGGAACGCCCAAAGCACGGCGGUAAACUAAACUCUUCAGCAUAUUUACGAGGAAAAGUGGUGAAGCCAACAGCUUACGUUUCAGAAUGUUUUAUUUUUUUUUGCUGUUAUAUUAAAAACAAUACAUACAUAAAAUAACCAUUUGUAAGGUAGUUGCCAGUUAAGGGGCAAACAUUGUUGGAAUAAAAAUUGAUUUUUACAGUUAGCGUAGGCCUGUGUAGAUUUAAGAGAUAAAAACUUGACCAAAUA
Messenger RNA from Acipenser ruthenus (sterlet), 4574 nucleotides. Its product is annotated as histone deacetylase 4-like. The coding region runs from base 414 to 3692 and encodes 1092 amino acids. Gene Ontology annotation, molecular function: histone deacetylase activity. The transcript is spliced from 27 exons. Gene Ontology annotation, biological process: negative regulation of transcription by RNA polymerase II; chromatin organization. The record is from RefSeq and is a predicted model, not a curated record. Gene Ontology annotation, cellular component: histone deacetylase complex. NCBI's taxonomy places the organism in Eukaryota, Metazoa, Chordata, Actinopteri, Acipenseriformes, Acipenseridae.